Molecule: messenger RNA, 663 nt
Organism: Racocetra persica
Lineage: Eukaryota; Fungi; Glomeromycota; Glomeromycetes; Diversisporales; Gigasporaceae
Source: the annotation of a GenBank genome assembly
AUGAUCCGCUUAUCAGAUCAUGCAACAUUGAAACAAGGAUCUGUAAAUAUUUCUAUAGAUGACCCUGAAAAAAACUUAUAUAAAGAAGAAAAUAGUGACAAGCAAAUUGCCUAUAUCACAUUUGAACGAGAAACUGCUGUAAGAACUGCCCUAAUGUUGACAAAUGCUGUUGUUGGAAAUUGUCAAAUCACUGUCAAGUCUGCUGAUGAUGCAUCAAGCAGCGAUGAAUGUUUAGAUGGUGGUGAAGGAUAUGAUGGUCAAGAAGGAAAAUCAAAAGCAGCCAUACUCGCGGAAAUUAUAGCCACCGGUAUUCAAUUACAAGAAAGCAUACUCAAGAAAUUUUAUGAAUAUGAUGCUAAAUAUCAUUAUAGCGAAUAUUUCAUGCAAUAUUUUUCCCCUAUCCAGGAAAGGCUUUAUGCAAUUAAUGACAAAUAUGAAAUAUCCAAUACUGUUACCGCCAAAGCACAGGAGUUUGAAAAAAAGUAUGCCUUUCAAGAUAAAAUCAAGUUAGCUCAAGACAAAGCAAACUGUGCACUAUGUUCACCCACUGGCCAAAAAGUUGUUGACCUUUAUACAAAUACAACGAAACAACUCUGUGAUAUUCAUUGUUUGGCAAAGCGAAUCGCAAGUGAGAGAAAAGCACAACAUGUUGAAGCUCACUAA